This is a messenger RNA of Suillus subaureus, 192 nucleotides long. RefSeq lists its product as uncharacterized. Gene Ontology annotation, molecular function: heme binding; monooxygenase activity; iron ion binding. The record is from RefSeq and is a predicted model, not a curated record. The annotation marks the transcript as partial. Lineage: Eukaryota; Fungi; Basidiomycota; Agaricomycetes; Boletales; Suillaceae. The transcript has 2 exons.
CCCGAAGGUUUGUCGAUUCUUGGGAAUGUGCUUGACCUAGACGUUUCUGCGCCUUGGCUGUCGCAUACCGAUUGGGCAAAUAAAUACGUUGAUGUUGUCUAUUCAACUAUCCUCGGACAAGAGUUUGUCAUUAUCAAUUCCCAGGAACUUGCGCAUACACUUCGUGACCAGCGUUCUGGAGUGUAUUCUGAC